AUGAAUGCCGGCCCACUACAUCCCAGCUCGAGACUCGCGGCAUCGUACAGCAUGAACGAGGACAGCGCGCGUCUCGUCGUCUCGUCCUUAUCAAAUGGCUACAAGUUCCUGCACCUCCUCAACGGCGCCAAGACGACCGAUAGCCCCGAACACAAGACCGUUGUCGACCUGAUCCAGCGGAACAUGUCCCGCCGUAAACCCCCCACCCCACGCAAGGAGCCCACGCCACAGGCCCCACGCAAAUAUCUCAUUACCCGGAUCCCGAACCCAAGAUACGACCCGGGGGAGUGGGCGUUGUUAGAGACAGGCAGAGAGUCGAGCGGAGAGACGAAUGGAGAGACGAGUGCAGAGACGAAUGGAGAGACGAGUGCAGAGACGAGUGCAGAGACGAGUGCAGAGACGAGUGCAGAGACGAGUGCAGAGACGAGCGCAGAGACGAGUGCAGAGACGAGCGCAAAGACGAGUGCAGAGACGAGCGCAGAGACGAGCGCAGAGACGAGCGCAGAGACGAGCGCAGAGACGAGCGCAGAGACGAGCGCAGAGACGAGCGCAGAGACGAGUGCAGAGACGAGCGCAGAGACGAGUGCAGAGACGAGCGCAGAGACGAGCACCGAGACAAGCGGAGAGCCGGGCAGAGUCGAAAGCAGAGAGCCUCGCUUCUUCUACGCGCCUACAGAGCCGGCCCGCCUCGCCAGUCAGCUCGGCGGCUCCGGCAUCCGCCGCGUCCCCUACGUCGCCAUCACCGCGUUCCAAGACCCGUUCCUGCGCAUGAAGAAGCCCCAGCCCCUGAGCUUGGGCAUGGCGCUCAAGCGUCGGAUAGAGCAGAGGCAGGCUCGGCUCGACCAUCGUGUCAAGUUCAAGGAGGGCGGCAAAUGGAUGGCGGCGCUCGAGGACCAGUGGGAAGACCUCAUAGCCGGUGGCGGCCGCGGCAGCGGUGCCGUGGACGAUGGCGAGGCAACAUAUGUCGAGGCCAUUGAUCUGUCGAUCAGGUUUAUGGACCAUAUCGACGAGAUGGAUCAGCUGGAUCAGCUUCACAGGGCGGCGACGCUGAACGUGAUUGAGGGGAGGGAGAGGGCGCUGGCUGAAAAGGAGGCGGCUGAUAGGGCGCUGAGUGAAGAGGGGGCUGCUAGGGCGCUGACUGAAGAGGCGGCUGCUAGGGCGCUGACUGCAGAGGCGGCUGCUAGGUCGCUGAAGAGGCUGAUGCUAGAGAGGAGAGCGAUGCUUGGGGGCCAUGGUAGGGGAAAGAUGAGCUCGUCCAAAACUGCGUAA
Messenger RNA from Pyricularia oryzae 70-15, 1269 nucleotides. RefSeq lists its product as uncharacterized. The record is from RefSeq and is a predicted model, not a curated record. The transcript is spliced from 3 exons. Bases 1 to 1269 code for a protein of 422 amino acids. NCBI's taxonomy places the organism in Eukaryota, Fungi, Ascomycota, Sordariomycetes, Magnaporthales, Pyriculariaceae.